Molecule: messenger RNA, 5111 nt
Organism: Pocillopora verrucosa
Lineage: Eukaryota; Metazoa; Cnidaria; Anthozoa; Scleractinia; Pocilloporidae
Product: golgin subfamily A member 2
Biological process (GO): Golgi organization
Cellular component (GO): cis-Golgi network; Golgi cis cisterna; Golgi apparatus
Source: RefSeq, a predicted model, not a curated record
GGCAAAAUGUCGUGAACUUGUAAAUGGCUGAUAGUGGUCGGGAAGAAAAGCUGGCCGCGGCCAGGAAAAAGCUCAAGAAAUUUCAACAAAAACGGACUCCUUCCUCGAGUCCGCUGGUAAAGGAUGUGAAACAUAGUGUAGAUUGCUCGUCGAAUUAUUCACCGAGUUCAUCAGAAUCCGGAGGGAACUUGUCAACAGCAAACGAAAAUGUAAAUCAUCUCAACCCACCAUUAUUACCUGUAAAUGGAACACAUCUUUCAGAGGAGCUCAGCAAUCAACCACAAGAAUUGGUUGGUGGAGCUGUUGAUCAUCCUCUUCCAUCUGGUUCAAAUGACAGAGAAUACUCAACCACUGAAAAAAUAAAACAACUCUGUUCACAAAUAAAUGGACUUACAGUCAGCCAGGAUCACUAUAUCAAUGGUGAAGAUCCACUUUUUCAUGAAAUCAAGUCUCUUGAGAGUAGAAACCAUGAGCUUGAAGAUAGAGUACAGUCUUAUAAGAGAUCCAAUGAACAACUAAACAGUCAAGUUAACGAACAGAGAAGACAAAUAAUACAGUUUCAGGAACAGAUAAAACGAGAAAGAACAGAGUUGGCAAACAAACAGCUUUUGGAACAGAGGUCACUGAAAGAACAGCUUGAGGUUCAUAUUCAGACGAUAGGUAUUCUAGUGGGAGAGAAACAAGAGCUUCAGAGCUCUGUGUCACAACUGCAGAGGAAAUAUGAAAUCAAACAAAGUGAAAACACAGAACUAACAAGCAGGUUACAAACUGUUCGACAAAAAGCAGCUGAGCUUGAGAAAAAUCUAGCAAAUGUCACUGCAACCUGUGAAAAGUAUGAAGAUGAUGUGAAGCAACUUCGGCAAGAAAGAGAUAAAUAUCAGACAGCUAAUUACACGCAAAACCAAGAAAAGGAAGAACUUUUACAACAAAAUGCUGAGCUUAGAGUGAAGUUAGAAUCCAAGGUUUCUGAGUGUGAAGAUUUGAGCAAGACUGAAUCAGAAUUAUCAUUUAAGUUGAAACAGGCUCAACUUGUGGUUCAGCAGCUUUCAGGAGAGCCAAACUCUUCAGCAAGCCACCAGUUAAUUGAGCAAUUACAAAGCGAGAAAACCGAACUGGAGAGUAGAUUAGAACAGGUUAAUAGUACUGUACAAAGAAUUGCAACAGAUAAAGGAGAACUCCUACAACAGCACGCAGAAGAAGUAGACCAGUAUGAGAGAAAGUUAAGAGCCUUGACAGAUGAGGUGGAGUCACAUGACAGGGAAAAGAGGUUUUUGAUUGCGAAGGAGAGUGAACUUCAAGAUGCAGUGCAGAGUUUACAGAAGGAAUUGGCUGAUCUGCGAGACAAGGAAGCAAGUCAGCAAGUAGAAUCAACACAGCUUGCCGCAGCAGAGAUUGAGAGAUUAGCGGAGGAUAAACAGAGGCUGGCUGAACACUUACAGCAAGAGGGUAAAGAAAAUUCAAGACUCGUAAGGGAGCAGGAGAAAUAUCUACUGAGAAUACAGGAGCUAGAGACAGCCGUAGCCCGCCUGGGUGAGGAGUCUAUUGAUAAAGCUACUCUCCUGGAAAGUGUUCAGAGUGACAAGGAGACUAUCAGCAGGGCUUUGAAACAGAAUAAAGAUUUAAAGACCAAGACGGAAGAAUUGGAAGAGAGAUUUAUAAAAAUGAGUCAAGAAAACAUGGAGCUCACAACACGUUUGGAAACUGAGCAACAUAUGGCUAAGGAACUCGCAACAAAACUGAGCGAUAUGGGAGUUGAACUGGAAGAGUCCAAACAAAUGCUCCUUGUGAGGAAUUCUGAGGUUCAGUCACUUACAGAAGAACUGCAAACUGCUAACAACAACCUUAGAGAAGAGGUAAUCAAAGGAGAGAGUGUGAUAUCUUCACUCCGAGAUGAACUUGAUGUAUCGUCACAAACGUUCCUUGAUCAGAUCAAGCAGAAGGACUUUGAAAUUUCCGCUAUUCGUGGAGAAAUCGAUAGAUCAUCAGAACCACUCAGAGAACAGCUGGCCAAGAAAGAGUUUGAAUUGGCCACUCUUAAGGAGGAGCUAAGCCAAUCAGAGGCGAGGCUGACUGAACAGUUCCUCUUGAAUGAGGACAGUCAGACGUACAGGAAUGAGGCUGAACUUACUAACAGUUUACGACAAGAACUGCAGUUAGCCCAGGAAUCGAUCAGGAUAGCAACAACCGAAAAUUCUCAGCUGAAAGCAAUGUUAUCCAGUAUAGAGAACCACAGCAGCAUGGAACCGUCACCAGGCGAGAGUUCAGAUGAUUCAGAUGACCCAGCUGUGACUCACGCAGGUCACGUGUACAACGGAGAUGCCGCCUUUAACAUCAAGAAGCUUUCCCCUGAGGAGACCUCGAUACAAGCCACGAAGAAUACUUUGGAGGAGUCAUCUCCAUACAUGAACGGAGACGUGAGCGAAGGAGAGAGCCCUCUGGACACGGACUCCAGUGAGGAUAUGAAUAUGGCACCUCACAACAGCUCCCCGCCCCCUCCCCCACCAUCCAAAUACACCAGCAGAGAAGACAUGGUUGAUUCAUUGUCUGCGUCCAUCCGACAACUUGAGAUGGAGCGAGACCAGCUGGCUGAUAUUUUACAUCGAACGCAAGAUCAACAGGAAGACGACAUUAUGAGAUUACAACAACACUUGGAACUACAGCUCAAACAGCAGCUCCAACAACAAUAUAGACAGGUGCAAGAGCAGUUUCAGCAACAACUUCAUGAGCAGCAGCAGAAGAUUCAACUGCUGCAGGCUGUAGUUGAAAAACAGAAGGAUCAGAUCGAGAGGAAGGAAGAGCCAGAGCUACCCAACAUUCCACUCGAUCAGCUCAGUGAUAAAGAUAUGUCACACGAAGCAAUUAAGAUGGCUUUCAGCAAAUUGCAGGCGCGGUUCAUGAAAUUAAUGAAUGAAAAAGCGUCCCUCAUAGAGAGAAUUCAGGAACUUGAACAUGUCACCAUACAACUGUCCCACGAAACAGAGACCAUCGGGGAGUACAUUACUCUUUAUCAAACCCAGAGGAAUGCUCUGAAGUCUUAUUACAAAGAUCGAGAGAAAAUCAUUGCUCAGUUGUCAAGCGAAAAGGCCAACAUGCAGGAUAAGAUGAACCAACUGCAAGAAUUGGUCAAACGUAUGCUGGAGGAAAGAAAAGAACUCAGAAUUCAGCAACAUCAGUUACAAAACGUUAUAAACAGUCGGAUGGUGGCGCACGAACAUGAAGCUGUCAUUUCUGGUACUCAACAUGACGACGACGUUGUAGUACCGCGAGCGGAAUUAAGCUUAGAAAGCGAAACGAACAGUCAAAGCUGGGACGACACUGAUGUGUCGAAAAGUUCAAGCGUGGAUGAGACAGAAAACGAACUUAAUCUACUUCAAAAUGAGGUGGAGUUAGAUCAAAAUGAUGGAACUGCUCGUCAAAUUCUACAGAUUUUAGAACAGUUAGGACCUACAGAAGACGGUGCUCAUAAAGGCGGGAUGUCUCCUGACCUACUGAGUAGAGAAUUUUUACCGUGUCGAUCUUGCGGAGGACGCGUCCUUAGAUUAUAGUCUUAAACAGAAAUAUUUUUAGCUCAAAUCAUAAAUAAUGGCUACAACAAGUAGGAACUGAGGUCGUGAGUAGACUGCGGAAUAUGUCAGGCCAACAUAGGUAGGAUAUACAGGGUUUGCACGGAUCAUGAACGUCUGGAAGGUCGUGGAAUUUCUCAGAAUCAUGUUCCAAACCUGGAAAUUCUUGAAAUUUGAGUGUGGGUCAUGAAAAGUUAACGAAAAUGACUAAAAAAGGAAUUUUUGUGAUUGUUAAGGAAAAAUGCAUUCGUUACAUGAACGUCUUCGCGAUGUUCUGAAGCCAACUUCUCGAUCCGUAGGACAUGGAAAAGGUUCGGGAAACAGUCCCUGGGAAAGUCAUGGAAUUUUAUGAUUCUUUAAGAAUACGAGCCACGAUAAAGUGAACCUGAGUAGAGGGUAGAAAACUAAGAACGGGUUAAAAGCUGUAAUCUCUGGCUUAUGAGAUCUAAUAACAGCCUCCGCAGAUCACAAUUAGUCAUUAUCGCAUUUACCAUCCGCGGCACAGGGCAUCGUAGUCAGAACACUAUUUUCUUAAAUCUGAUAUGCACGAUCUUCACAGGAAAUAUCGAUAUUGGACAAAUUUUCUAUUCAUUGAUGAAUUCCACCUUUGUCUUAACACAGCCGCAAGUUUCUUUCACCUAAUUUUGACUUUUCGAGAGCUGCAACAGGGUAUUGUCGUAAAUUUGACUUGUCGAGCAUAAUCGAGAAGCACUCUCUUAUCCGAUAAACCACUUAAAAUUGUACAAGAAUGCAAAGUUGAAAAAUUCCAUAUAAAUUCAAUCAGAUUUAGCAGUAGAAGUAAAAUUUAUUUAUUGGGGAAUUCGUUUGAUCAUUAAAGCUCGCGUUUUACGUAUAAGUAAAUUCGUCAAUACCGUUCAUAAGCAUGGGGUCCACGACGACGAGUCGGCGGUGAAUAGCAGUAGAAUCUUAAGAUCACCGGCUCAAAUUUCUUAGAUAAUUGAGAUAAUUGAAUAUAUUCAUAUUUAUUCCAUACUUUGAACCUUGCUGUCAGUCCUGGUUGAAAAGGCGCCAGACAAUGCCAGAGUGAUCGCAAGAAAUCAAGGCUAAUUUCUUGUUUGUUUCUACUCAAAACAAUACCUCAGUAAGCACUAGACAGAAAUUGCAUGCAGUACGAACUGUGCAUGUUUUUAUACACUGGUAAACGCGUUAUCUGGAUCGCGAAUUUUGGGUGAGGUAUUCGACAGAAGCUGGACAAGACACACAAGAAUUAUGAAUUUAUUUUUUGAGUUAGCGUUCAUCCAAAACAUUUGAGCCUGUUUGAGGAGCAUGGAGUAACGACAUGCAGUGUUUGUUCUCAGUUAACAGUGUUUCCUUGAUGACCAGAUCUUUCUUUCCUAAAUAGAUUAUCAAGGUACGAAUUUUUUAUACUAUAAAAGAAAGCAGGUCACUCGGGGGCAUGUUCACUGUAUUCCAUUGGAAAGCAAUGCGUAUCUCUAAGAUGUUCUUAAAUCAUGAAUCAAUUUAGCCUGGUGGUUAAAAAUUAAAUUAUAAUUUUAUGGAGAACCAAAUAAAGUAGUUUUAAACUUG